This is a messenger RNA of Frankliniella occidentalis (western flower thrips), 1208 nucleotides long. RefSeq names its product oxidized purine nucleoside triphosphate hydrolase-like. The transcript is spliced from 4 exons. Gene Ontology annotation, biological process: DNA protection. Gene Ontology annotation, molecular function: 8-oxo-7,8-dihydroguanosine triphosphate pyrophosphatase activity. Bases 663 to 1181 code for a protein of 172 amino acids. The record is from RefSeq and is a predicted model, not a curated record. NCBI's taxonomy places the organism in Eukaryota, Metazoa, Arthropoda, Insecta, Thysanoptera, Thripidae.
CACAUGACAUGACAAUCGCCCGCCUAGCGCGACGGAGCGGCCGCGGCGACGUCUCAUCGAUACGGCUGCUGGGCCUGGUCGUGGUCGGGCCGCCUCCGCGCUGUCCAUGUUGGCGCACUUACAGGCAGACUAGCCUAAGAUCGCGAUUUUCCUCACCCCCUCUCGCCCUCAAACUCCUAUACCGCCUGUGCUUCUUCAGUCGCGACCUUAUAGGCUGGUGUCAGUAUACUCGCACCGAAGCGGAGGAGGAGGCUGGCGGAGCCCCUUACCUAGAAGACGGGGCGCAUCGCCUCCAGGACCACCGUGCUCCAAGAGGGCGACCUGCUUGCACCCCUCGGACAUGCUCCCCCACCCGUCGCCGCGCCGCCCGUUCCUGGUGCACCAAAGUUAGAUGACCUCUGCGAUUAGAGCCUGUUAUUGGAGUGUUCGUAUGCGCGCUGCACGGGGCCGGCGGGCGGCGCAGUGUUGUCAGUGUUGUGGGUGUUGUGCCGGCCUGUGGACGCAAUUGUAGAGAGAGCAGUGGCAGAGGACUGCUGGGCUGAAGUGUGUUGUUAUUGCCUAACCUGGAUCGGGACGAGAGUAGUAAACUUGGAAGCGACGUAUUAUAGACAUGAAGACGAAGAGGACGGUCGCAGACUCACACGAGUUGAGGCAAAGGCAUUAUGACUACCCGGAAGGUCCUUACCCUCACACUAGUCAGGAAUAUUGCAGAUGAAGUGCUCAUGGGUUUGAAGAAACGAGGAUUCGGUGAAGGAAAGUGGAAUGGUUUUGGAGGAAAAGUUGAACCAGGAGAAACCAUUCCUCAGGCAGCAGCCCGAGAACUGACAGAAGAGUGUGGUUUACGGGCUCAUUACUUGACCAAAGUUGGUUUACUCGAUUUUGAAUUUCUGAAUGACCCAGUCAUUCAUGAGGUUCAUGUGUUUGAAACUAGAGAGUAUUCUGGAACUGUCGUUGAGACUGAAGAAAUGAGCCCAAAGUGGUACAAGAUUGAAGACAUUCCAUUCAAUGAGAUGUGGUUGGAUGACCCAAUAUGGUUUCCCUGGUACCUUAAAGGCGGGCCUCAGUUCUAUGGCUACUUUCUUUACAAAGGAUUCGAUACAAUUUUGAAACAAGAGCUCAAGUCAACUGAUUUACCUCCUACAACUACUAUCUUUGAAAGUGUCAAAUCUCAACAAGCUUAACCAAAAUAAAGGAGAUGAUUUUUAAAA